AUGGCGAUGAUGGAGAUAACCGAGGCGUAUGGAGUGAUGGCAGAUGGAAAUAAUAUUGUUGUAGGGGACAACAACAACAACAGUAUGAUGAAUCCUCCCACUCCCACUCCCACUCCCACUCCCACCAAAAGAAGUCGCAGCCAGAGGCGUAGGCGUUCUUCCCUCAACUUCACUUCCCUGGAUUUUCUCUCACACGUGCCACCACCUCCUCCUCCUUUGCCCGCCGCACGUGUACUUGAACCAACAGGGUUCAGAUUUCUCUUUGACAAGCAGCUCCAGAACAGUGAUGUCAGCUCCCUGAGAAGAAUCGUUGUGCCCAAGAAAGCAGCUGAGCGAUAUCUUCCAGCUCUUGAGAUCAAAGAAGGGUUUCCCAUCACAAUGGAUGACAUGGAUGGUAUCCAUGUUUGGAGUUUCAGAUACAGGUACUGGCCAAAUAACAGCAGCCGAAUGUAUGUGCUUGAAAAUACUGGUGAGAUCUCCACAGCUUUCCAAGGCAUUGAAGCGAGGAAAGCUGGAAGUGGAGCCGUAUUCCGUGGUUAUGAAGCGGAGGACGUGAUUUUAACUGAUUAUGCACAGGCUGCAGAUGAUGGGAAUGGAGCGAUUAUUAUGAAUGAACCAGAAAUGGAUAUGUCCAGCUUUUACUUCCCUGCAAUGGACAACGAGAUGGGCAUGUCCUUCAUUUAUGAUACCAGCUUCUGGAACGAGCCUGCCUUCGAUUUUGUAGGGGGUCCUAUGACCUAUUACUCAACUAAUGUGUAUCCAAUGCCAAGCUUUGGGUCCAUUGAAGACAGCUUCAGUGUUGAUGAUUUCUACUGA
Solanum tuberosum (potato) is the source of this 816-nucleotide messenger RNA. RefSeq names its product B3 domain-containing transcription factor FUS3. The record is from RefSeq and is a predicted model, not a curated record. Gene Ontology annotation, molecular function: DNA-binding transcription factor activity; DNA binding. The transcript is spliced from 5 exons. The coding region runs from base 1 to 816 and encodes 271 amino acids. Lineage: Eukaryota; Viridiplantae; Streptophyta; Magnoliopsida; Solanales; Solanaceae.